AUGUCCGAAGCCAACAGCAGCAACAAGGGCUUCAAACUCGAAAACCUCUUUUCGGUGAAAGACCGCGUAGCCCUCAUCACUGGGGGCGGCAGCGGUAUCGGUCUCAUGGCUACACAGGCCUUGGCCACCAACGGCGCCAAGGUCUACAUCUGCGGCCGCACCGGCGAGAAACUUGACAAGGUCGUCGAGCUCUAUGGCAAGGACAUCCCAGGCCAGAUCAUUCCCCUGCAGGCGGACAUCACGCGCAAGGACUCGAUUCGCGAGCUGGUCAAGGAAGUGGAGAAACGUGAGAAGUGCCUCUGCAUCCUCAUCAACAAUGCCGGCAUCGAGCUGAACACGCAGCAAACUGAAGCGGAGACCACCAAGGAGAUGAGCAAGAAUCUGUUCGAGGACGAGAACGAGACGUUUGAGCUCUGGGCCGACACCUUCAAGACCAACGCGGCUCAGCUCUUUUUCAUGACCACGGCCUUCUUACCGCUCUUGCAGAACGCGAGUGAGAUGCACCACGGUUAUUCCGGCACGGUCAUUAACAUCACGAGCAUCUCGGGCGUGGUCAAGACGAGCCAGCACCAUUUUGCCUACAACACCAGCAAGGCGGCGGCGAUCCACCUGAACACGAUGCUGAGCAACGAGGUGGCGAUGAAUGGCUUCAAGGUUCGCAUCAACGGCGUGGCGCCAGGCGUGUUCCCGAGUGAGAUGACCGCGGGGGAGUCCGGCGGCGAUCAGAAGAGCUUCAUUCCGAAGGAGAAGUAUGAGAGCAAGACGCCGGCCAGACGGCCAGGCAAGGAGACGGACAUGGCUAAUGCCAUCCUGUUUGCGGCGACGAAUCAGUAUCUGAAUGGGCAGAAUAUCAUCGUGGACGGCGGGUAUGUGAUUCAAGCUGGUGGCGGGCCUUAA
This is a messenger RNA of Cyphellophora europaea CBS 101466, 897 nucleotides long. RefSeq lists its product as uncharacterized. NCBI's taxonomy places the organism in Eukaryota, Fungi, Ascomycota, Eurotiomycetes, Chaetothyriales, Cyphellophoraceae. Gene Ontology annotation, molecular function: oxidoreductase activity. The transcript has a single exon. The coding region runs from base 1 to 897 and encodes 298 amino acids. The record is from RefSeq and is a predicted model, not a curated record.